GUUACAGCUUAAGCCCUGUGUAUUCGGACCAUCAAAGAUCGAAGCUUACAGAUACGGUGCAGCCAGGUCAACUGCGGCUAGUGCAAUAUUUGACCGAUGGAAGUUUUCGAAAAAACCGGCCAGAAUCCUGCGAGGAGAGAGGGCGAAAACAUAGGGAAACGCGGCGCGGCAAUUAUUAUGGAGUGUUUUUCCGGCGCAAGGCUCGGGAAUCUAGUUUCAAAGGCAACCGCCCCAUUUACUCAACCCCGUUCUGCCAUCCGGAAAGUGCAACAUGGAUUCCGAGAAUUGAGCGUAAAAAGGUGGAAGACGAAAACAAGGGAAGCAGUUGAAGCGCGACGAUGGCCGGUGACGAGGUUCCGAAACAGAGGCGAGGACAGCAGACAGAGCGGGAGAAAGCAGAUCUGGUGAUACAGAGAAAAUUUGGAAAGAAACAACUGCAAAAUGUAGAAAGCAUGAGAAUUAAUUGCUAUUGCAGUUUGAGUGAGGUAGUGAAGAGGAUAAAACAACAACUUAAAGCUGAAGAAUUGGUUGAAUUCAGGAGGAGUGUAUUUGGUUGGGUAUUGGAUGUGGAAGAGAUGUACACAAUUAGUGGGCAACUUCAACUUGGAUUUCUGUGCAACUACGUAAAAAAGGUGAAUGGGAGGAAAGAGAAAGUUGCAAGUGUGCGUGUCCAGGAGAUAGCGCAAGGAACUGGAAGUACAAGUGUUCAUGCAGACGUGAACAUAGAAAAGAGUGUUGAGAUCACAUGUGGCGCCGAUACAAGACCUAAACGAAAUGCAAGAUCACCAGACAGAUAUACACCAGCAGAGAAUGUGGUGGCUGCAAAGAGGAGACGGAAAGAAAGAGCGAGAAAAAGUGAGGAGGACCACUUUUUACCGGCUAGAAAGUAUGGACCAUUUGCAGAAAACCCAACUGAAUCUCCAUCGGAAGAAGAAGUACGGAAGUUAGAAACUUAUCUUCAAGUUGGACUAUUGAAGAGGGCAACAAAGGAAGCAGGUGGCAGAAGAUACCGCAAAGAUGAGGACAUCAUGAGAGGCAUACCAUUUAUUCUGGAUAUGGCAAAGAUAGAAUAAAAAACAUGGUUGUACAAGUUGUUUGUCAAUCCAGAGUGACUGGACGAGAUGCACAUUUAUGCAGGGAUGUACUACUUGAAUGUCAAGCAAGUACAGUACAGGGUGCAGCACCCCUACAGCGCUAGUGGGCCUUACUUUCUACAAAUGCUGAGACGUCAAAAUGAGAAGAUAGAAAAAGGUGAGACGAUGAUUACAGAAGCAGCGAACAUUGCAGUGAUUGAAGACGAAAUUCAAGGCAGUGCUUCACCAUUCUCUAGGAGUUGGGCAGAAUCUGAGUUCGUAUACCUCCCGCUUAACAAUAGCAACCACUGGGUGUUACUUGUUUUGGAAGUUAAAAAAGAAAGAUACGAGUUUACAACUCCAAAACCAGACGGGCUGAUAGUUUAAGAGACAUUAGACCGUUUGUAGAGAGCAUACAUUGGUUGCUGCAAAAAAUCAUGGACGUGCAUGGUGUUUAUGAUGAAAUUGGGUAUGAGCGUAUGGGUAACGAAGUGUUAGAGUUGGAGCCUGCCGAGGAUUGCCCACAACAAGAAGACAGGGGAAACUGUGGCAUGUACGUAUUGAAGAUUGCCGAAUUUUUGAUGAUGGGGCUAGAUAUAAAAGAGAUCAAGUCAAAGGACAUGCCCAUGUAUAGGCAAAAGAUGGCCACAGAGUUAGUGUUGUAUAACAACAAGAGGAUGGAGGAACACAAAAAACAGAAGCAGGGACCGAGGAGUUGCAUUUGAAACUUGAAUGAAAUGUUGUUUUUUGAAUAUUUACGUUUAAUGUUUGAUGUUUGACUUACAAUGUUGACUGAGCGUUUUGCAUAAUGGUGUAGUAUGUCCUUGACGCUUUGAGUAAUGUUUUGGAUUUAAAUUUUAUGUGUAGUUGUUUGCUAUUAAAUCAAAGUGGAAAAGUUUCUAUAA
Messenger RNA from Cuscuta europaea, 1978 nucleotides. Lineage: Eukaryota; Viridiplantae; Streptophyta; Magnoliopsida; Solanales; Convolvulaceae. The record is from the annotation of a GenBank genome assembly.